Dendrobium catenatum is the source of this 1470-nucleotide messenger RNA. RefSeq lists its product as uncharacterized. The transcript has a single exon. The coding region runs from base 1 to 1470 and encodes 489 amino acids. Lineage: Eukaryota; Viridiplantae; Streptophyta; Magnoliopsida; Asparagales; Orchidaceae. The record is from RefSeq and is a predicted model, not a curated record.
AUGGCUUUUGAUCCGAAGGUUUUUCCCGCCCUUCCUGGGUCCUCCUCUACUCCCCCUUUGGGGCUUUCUUAUGCUGAAACUGCGGCCACCCCCUCCUCCAUCUCUGAACCGUUCCCGGUGGCUUUCUAUCCACCAAAAUCUAAGCUCUCUUUUAGAGGCGGUGAUUUGACGGAAGGUUCUUCUCUCUGGACAUUUUCGCUGGUUGGUUACUCGCUGGGGCAGCGACCUUACUACGAGCGUCUCCUUGCGGCCAUGCGUAAGGUUUGGCCAUUAAAAGGUGCGAUCUCUCUGUUGUCUCUUGCGGAUGGAUUCUUCCUCAUCAAAUUCGCUUCUCAAGAGGAUUAUGAUGCUGUGUGGUCUGGAGGACCUUGGUUUUUACUUGGGAAACCAUUCAUUUUGCAAAAAUGGUCUCCCAAGUUUAAACCAAAAAGGGAUGAAAAUGCUUCUAUUCCUAUCUGGAUUAAGAUAGUAGGUUUUCCUUUGGCGCUUUGGACCCCUACUGGUAUUUCAAAGAUUGCUAGCUAUGUUGGUAUUCCCUUGUCUGUUGAUUCUUUAACGGCCAAAAGGUCACGCCUCACUUUCGCACGUGUCUGUGUUUUAAUCUCUAAAGAAUCGGCUCUUCCGGAGGAGAUUCCGUUGGAAAUUGAAGGUGAAGAUUUGACUCUUAAGGUGGUGUAUGAUUGGAAGCCCUCUCCUUGUGAAGGCUGCGGUUCACUGGUUCACCCAUUCUCCCUUUGUCCCAAAAAUCCCAACCCUCCAUCUCCUGCCAUUCUCCCUCCUAGGCCGCGUGGUCGAAGUACCAGUAGGCCUCCUCGUCCCAACUCCAGAAACAAUUCCAAACCCCCCACGCCUACUGUCGCUCCACAACUCCCCUCAAAACCCCUUCUUUCUUCUGUUGAUUCCUUGGUUGACACCCCUUUGACUCAUAUCAGCACUCCUAAGGAUAUUGCCCUCCCCUUGGAUGCCACUCCUAUCAUUGUUUCCCCCACUCCGUCCACUUCCAUCGUAGCUCCUGAAAAGUCUAUCAUCUUUCCCCCCACCUUUGCCGCCACCAAUGUCAACAAUUCUUCCCCUCCUUCCUCUUCCAAUUUAGCUCCACAAAAGACUAUCAUCAUUCCCAAUCUUAAUUCACCCAAUGAAGAUUCCUAUCAUGAUGCUUCUUCUUCUUCUACCGACCCUCCCCUCAUCCCAAGCAUCCUCAUUGGCUCUACACCCAUGAAGCUUCCUACCUCUAACAAAUUCAAAGCCCUUCUUGUGGAUGACCCUCCCAUAGGUGAAGACCUCAUCACUCUUGAUGAGGAGAAUUCCUUAAAAACCACUUCCUCCUCCAAAGCCACUUCCCCUUCUAGCACCUCUACUAAAGCCCCAAAUCUUCCCCCUCCUAUGCCUAACUCCCAAUCUUCUCCUCUCUCUAAGCAUACUAGAGGGAAAUCCACCAAAAAAGCCAAACCAUCUAAAUCUAAGUCCUAA